AUGCUCUUGUAUUCUGGAAGAAAGGCUUUGCUUUCACGUCCAGUCACUCUUGUGGUAUUUAGAGCUUACUCUCAGAAAGAAUCUUCUCCAAGAUUGAAGCAAAAUCUUAAACGAGCAGUGGACGGAGACUCUGAAGUUUUUGAAGAUGCUAAACCUCGCAGCAGAACUACCCGCGAGCGCAAGGCACGCGCGCAAAAGGCUCAAACUAUGAUGGACUUUGGGUUUGUGCUGCGACCUUACAUGAAGGAGUACUUUUCCAAUGUGAACAACUUAUUACAAUCUACCCCAAACUACUUAGAGGAACGUGAGAUUGUUGGUGCCUUUUUGGGACUGUCAUCACUCAAACAGUUAGAGAAUGGGUAUACAGUCGGACAAAUUGUCGAUAAGAACUUAGAGAAAAAACGUCCAGCUUAUGCCAUGCAUCUUUGCAGAAUGGCAAAGACCCAAGGUACAGUUGGCAUGAACCGCCUGCUACAAUAUCUCUGCGAUACCGACGACUUUAAGCAUGUUUUCAAAGUUUACAACAAUCUGAAAAAAUGGGGUGUACCCCCCAACGAAAGAACGUAUUCGAUUUUAACGCAUGCAGGUGUGAAUGCUGAUUGCAGGACCUACAGAACAAACAUUAAGAUUCUACUUCAAAUUUACAAGGAUGCCAUGGCUAAGGCCACCAGCAACACAUCGAAGGCCAUUUACACCAACUCGACACUUGUUUCUUUGUGUCGAUUUUCCCUUCCACAAAAUGCAUAUGAGUUUUACAUGCAGAUUCCAUCUACGGGCCGGUUCUCAAGAGACGAAAUCACUUACUCCACUAUGCUCAACUUGGUGGCACGCCAGAAAAACUUUUCUGAUUUCCCCGAGUUACAAAACUUGAACAAAAUUAUCUGGGAUGAGGUCAAUAGUCGAGUUGCAAAGAAAGAGCUUAAAUUUACACCUAGACUAAUUGAUUCUUACUGCAACAGUCUGUGCAAUCGAAACUUUACUAAUCCUUAUUUCGAGGUGGAUGAUUUGUAUCAUAAGCACUUUAAUUUUAACGACUCCACGAUUUUUGACAAAAAAUUCCCAUUUACCGAGGUGCAGCUGGAUAUUCUUUUAAAAUCUUGUUUAUACUCACGGAAGUAUGAACAGGCUGUGGAGAUUUAUCACUCUUUGAACAACAUGCCUAAUGUCUACCUAGAUCUCUCUUGUGUACACAAUUUUUUGCGAAACUUUGCCUUUGUUCCUAUGCUGGAUUUCCAGGUUCCCCGGACCCUUUUGGAUAGAAUGGUUAAGUGUGGUCGAUCCAAAGGAGGAAAAAUGAAACUGACCUCUUUAAGCAUUAAGUUGUUUUGGCGCGCGUUCCAGCAGUCAAACUCGUUUGAUAUUAACGUUGUGGAUGAAAUGCGGGACAAAGUUAUACCCGAUUUUCAUAUUCCAGUGGACGAUCACAUUAUUAGCGAGUACGCAUCAUUAUAUGCCCAUGCUGCUUUAAGCAAUAACCCUCCUUCUUCUCAGCAGCUCUUAUAUGCAUGCAAAUUCCUUCAUGACAACAUUAGCAUUAUUUCCAACGUUUCCAAAACACAACCGAACCCUUUGCGCAUUGAUCGGGGGUUGAGUAAAGGUAUUAUUAUGUGCCGCUGUGCUUUAGAUGACCAAGCAAAUUAUGAAGCGCUAAAAAAUGGCGAUCUUAAGUGGCUGGUUGAGCUUUGCGAGAAACUCAAGGGCCUUCAAAUCCAGUUGAAAGAAACAUUUAAAGAUAAUCCAGUUUUCAAGUCAGCGUUGGAAAAUAAAAAAUCAAAUGAAUCAAUGAUUUUUCAUGAGAAACAAAAAGAGAUGUUGCGCCGGUACCGCAAAGUCAUUCAAAACCAUGAGAUCCACAUUGCAAAGUCUUCCAUGAAGAACUUAAAAAGUGUUUUGAAAAAUCAUGCGAUGCGGACAGUUGCUCCGAAUUCAAAUGAGCUGAAGGAACACGAAGUUCUCGAGGUAUCAUAG
Molecule: messenger RNA, 1968 nt
Organism: Magnusiomyces paraingens
Lineage: Eukaryota; Fungi; Ascomycota; Dipodascomycetes; Dipodascales; Dipodascaceae
Exons: 1
Coding region: 1-1968 (655 amino acids)
Molecular function (GO): protein binding
Source: RefSeq, a predicted model, not a curated record